This is a messenger RNA of Aptenodytes forsteri (emperor penguin), 1035 nucleotides long. Its product is annotated as leucine-rich repeat LGI family member 4-like. The record is from RefSeq and is a predicted model, not a curated record. NCBI's taxonomy places the organism in Eukaryota, Metazoa, Chordata, Aves, Sphenisciformes, Spheniscidae. The transcript has 2 exons. The coding region runs from base 185 to 484 and encodes 99 amino acids.
GGGGCGGCCGGCCUUGGUGGUCUGCAGCGGCACGCGGAGGCCCCUGGUCUACCGGUGGAGUGGGGCGGCCUUUGCCCCCCACACUGACAUCCCCCACGUGCCCGAUGUCUACGCCGCGAAGCACUUCCGCCUGCGGGGCCACGUCUUCCUCUGCCUGACCCGCUUCCUGGGGGAUGCCAAGGUGAUGCGUUGGGAGGGCUCCAUGUUCCGGGAGGUGCAGCAGGUGCCGGCGCGGGGCUCGUUGGUCUUCCAACCGUUGGCGCUGGCCGGCCAACGCUAUGUGAUCCUGGGCAACGACUACGCCCCCAGCCGCGUCUACCGCCUUGGCCCCGGUGGGCACCUGGAGCCCGCCCAGGAGCUGUUGGCCCCCACGCCCCGUGCCUUCGCCCCCCUCUCCCUGGGUCACCGCCACUUUCUGGUGGCCUCCAGCUUCAAGGGGGCCACCCAGAUCUACCGGCAUGUCACCGUGGACUUGGGGGCUUGAGGGAUGGCAAGCGUCACAUUGUGGUGGCUGAGGGACGUCAAGCGUCGCGUCGUCAUGGAGUUGGGCACCUGGGGACAUGGGGACAUCAAGCGUCGUAGCAGGGAGGUGAGUGCCUGAAGGACAUGGGGACAUCGGCCACUAUGUCAUUGUGGAUCUGGGCACCUGAGGGACCUGGGGACAUCAAACAUCCUGGAGCUGGGCCUGAGGGACAUGGGGACAUCGGUCGUCAUGUCACUGUGGAGCUGGGGGUCUGAGGGACAUCAAACAUCACCUCAUUGUGGAGCUGGGUGCCAGAGGGAUGCUGGGACAUGGCCAUGAUGUCACUGUGGAGCUGGGCACCUGAGGGACAUGGGGACAUGGGGACAUCAAGCAUCACCUCACUCUGGACCUGGGUGCCUGAAGGACACAGGGACAUUGGUCAUCACGUCACUGUGGACCUUUGUGCCUGAGGGAUGUGGGGACAUGGGGACACUGUGUGACCCUGGACCCCGGUGCCUGGAGGAUGUGGGGACAUCGGCCAUCAUGUCACUGUGGACCUGGGUGCCUGAGGG